AUGCGUCGUAGCAACCUCAGUUCGCGGGCGUCCUUUCUCUCGUUAGGGUGCCGCCCCACGCCGGUGCUUUUCUGCUCCUCCUUCUUCCUCAGCAGCCUCUCGAGGCACGGUGGGAUCUACCAGGAGGCUGUAGGUCGUUCAGCUCACCUCCGUGGAGGGUUUGGCGGGCGGGCGCUCUUACAUUCGGUGGCCUCCCUUCGAUGCUACGGCGCCUCCACACCGCAAGCGUCGUCGUCUAAUUUUGCGGAUCCUUCGAACGGGGAAAAUGCGGCCUCGGUCGCCUCCAGCACCCCUGCCGGCGACGACGGCGCGCUCGCGCAUAUCACGCACAACCUCAUCUGGGGGCUGUGGAAUGAGGGCAACCUCUUCUCCCUUUCGGUGCCGGAGCUGCGCUACUUCCUCACGACGCACUGCCAGGUCGAAGGGGUGGAUCCGCAGUCGAAGAAGAGCGCGUUGGUGAGGCAGGUGGAGGAGAUUCUCGCGGCCGAGCAGGCGUCGAAUAUCGCCGUGCAACAGGAAGACGUGCAGAGCGACGGAACGGUGGUGACGAUCGCCGAUUACGACAAGGGCGAGGAGGCGCUCGACGAGGCCGACGAGUACGGCGAUUGGGGCGCCGAACCGGGGUUUGAGCAGCGUCGGCAUGCCGACUACGUCGAGGUCGCGCCGACGAAGCUCGGCCCCGCCUACGACCCACUCGUUCCGCGAUCCUUUCAGCUCCUCCACAGCCAAGUCUCCAGCGACGUCCAGCUCCACCACAUCGACCCCUCCAAGCUCCCUGGCCAGAGCAAAAAUAACGCCGCGCUGACGGUGCGCCGCGUGGAGGUCGACGAGUCGAACAGGCAGCGCUUUCGCAAGGUCUUCGAGUGGUGUUUGGCGAACAUCUGGAACAUGAACGUGAGUGGGGAGCUGAACAUCGGAGCCGGCAAGGUCCUUUACUACCGCCAGGUCGCGAAGCAAAACCGGAACGUCCUCCCGAUCUGGACGUUGCAGCGGCACCUUUACACCCAUCACCCGUAUGUUUGGUUCGCCGUGGCGAGUGAGUCGAACACCGCGGCGAUGGAGGCGUUGGCGACGACGCUUGGCCUGGAGCUCGCGCAGGACACGACGUGUAGCUACAAGACGAUCAUCCGGCGGAACGGGGAGCUCCUCGACGCCGAGCUCAACGCGCAGCUGCAGUGUGUGAAGUUCAACCGGCCGUGGGACCGGCUGCUGGUGACGCACUACGUGCGGGGCCGGAUGCCGGACCUUCGGCUUCUCGUCCGGGUCCGACACCCGAUCCGACGUCGGGUCGUGGAGACGUACUUGGAGACGGACAUCCUCCGGGCCACGCGGGACACCGUCCAUUCCGUCCUCAGCCCGGAACUCGGCGACGUCGUCUACUGCUGUGAGCGGCAGAUCCGGAAGUGGGAGCGGCGGACCCGGUGUGGGGUGCUGCUGCAGCUCGUCGAGACGCGGCGGACCCCGCUCAUCAUCACCCGGGUCGGGGAUGAAGGGAUGCGGUUGGAGUAUGAGUGGGUCGUGCAGCUCCCACAGCGCGCGGAGAAGGUCGACGUCGCGGCCCUCAGUGAUGAGUUGUGGGAUUACGGGAAUACGAUGGCGAGGGCGCUGGAGGAGGGGAUGGAGGACCUCAUGGCGCAUGCUAUGCCCACAGCGGCUUCAUUUUUUCAAUAG
Molecule: messenger RNA, 1671 nt
Organism: Phytomonas sp. EM1
Lineage: Eukaryota; Euglenozoa; Kinetoplastea; Trypanosomatida; Trypanosomatidae
Source: the annotation of a GenBank genome assembly